AUGUUCUGCUUCCACUGCCCCCCGGGUCUUCACCCCGCCUCCCGACCCCUCGGGCUGGACCUACCCUUCCAGACACACCCGUCUUUUGCCGGAUACGGUCUCCAUAGCGACCUCCAUGACGACGCCUUUGCGAGACGGAAACAACGGCGUAACCGCACCACAUUCACAUUGCAACAAUUGGAGGAGCUUGAGAAGGCGUUUGCACAGACGCACUACCCGGAUGUGUUCACGAGGGAGGACCUAGCGCUGAGGAUCAACCUUACCGAGGCCCGGGUACAGGUCUGGUUUCAAAACAGAAGAGCGAAAUGGAGAAAAAGUGAGCGCUUCACACAACGUCAGCCAGGCUCAAAGGACGAGCACGACACUACUGAUGACGUCAAAUCUGAAACCGAGGCUGACCCCGAUGCUUGCGGUGACUUGUCGGACACGGGCACGAACGCAGACGAUAAAGAAAGCGAAGAGGGUGUAUUGCAUACUGAGACUUUACCCGGUACUGAAACAGAAGACAUAUUACGAGAAAACAAAAACGAUGUUGAUGAACCUGAACAAGAAAUGCCUAAGAGUGAUGCUGUUCAUUUGAAUAAAGACACUAAAGUAGUUGUAAAUGAACGGGAACAUAUUGAAAAGGUCCCAAAUUCGCACUCAAUCCACCAUUUAGUAGCUACAAAUAAUAAUAAUGAUUCACCGUCACCGUUCGCGCCCAAACUCAGCACAGCUGUCGAUGCGACGUCAUCACCGCAACCGCCAACACCUCCGCUAGCGCCAAUGGCGCUCUUUAACAGCGCACGAGCGAACCUGAUGAUGACGUCAAAGCCCAUGUUGCAGCACUCCUUCACCCAAACGCUCAUGGCGCUGAGUAACAACGCCAUGAACCGCCCUUCGUUUUUCCCGAUGCUUGACAGCAGCUAUAAACAGUACCUGGACAACUACUUCGCCCCACGGCCCAUGUUUCCAUCGCAUUUCCCCACCCAUCCAGCAUUUAAAGGCUACAUGCCACUCUGCGGAUGUUGCGGAUCACGUGGACCAUGUACGUCCAUUCUGGCCGGACACGAGACGCGCACGAGCAGCGUGGCGGAACUACGACGGCGCGCCCGCGAGCACAGUGAGGCCAUGACGUCAUCGGAUCCGGGCUCUCCCCUACACAGAUCUUGAACCGGGUAGAUUAUCGGAUCCUUGCGCAGACAAUCAAUGGGCUGAGGAAUUAAAUCGGAUCCUACAGUUUUCACAGAUAAAAAUUAUA
This is a messenger RNA of Dreissena polymorpha, 1240 nucleotides long. Its product is annotated as diencephalon/mesencephalon homeobox protein 1-A-like. Bases 1 to 1152 code for a protein of 383 amino acids. Gene Ontology annotation, molecular function: DNA-binding transcription factor activity, RNA polymerase II-specific; RNA polymerase II transcription regulatory region sequence-specific DNA binding. The record is from RefSeq and is a predicted model, not a curated record. Lineage: Eukaryota; Metazoa; Mollusca; Bivalvia; Myida; Dreissenidae. The transcript is spliced from 6 exons. Gene Ontology annotation, biological process: regulation of transcription by RNA polymerase II.